Molecule: messenger RNA, 2117 nt
Organism: Gossypium raimondii (Peruvian cotton)
Lineage: Eukaryota; Viridiplantae; Streptophyta; Magnoliopsida; Malvales; Malvaceae
Product: proline-rich receptor-like protein kinase PERK15
Exons: 8
Coding region: 134-1792 (552 amino acids)
Biological process (GO): protein phosphorylation
Molecular function (GO): protein kinase activity; ATP binding
Source: RefSeq, a predicted model, not a curated record
UCAAAGUUCAAACCUCAAGCAUUGAGGUUGAAUUGAACCCCCCUCCCCAAAAAAAACCUCAAGCAUAAAGAAAAUAACAGGAAAGGAAAAAAAUAAAAUUCAAAUCCUCGAUUUUAUCGAAGCCUCACCGGAGAUGGCUACACCACCAUCUCCGUCACCGACGUCGCCGCCUUCCACUCCCAACACUACUUCUUCUCCUCCUUCUCCUUCCCUUUCGCCGCCAGUUACUAAUACUUCAACCCCUGUGUCGCCUCCGCCUCCGGUGGCUGAUUCUCCGAAUGCUACGCUACCUCCGCCGCCUUCGCCCAGUGGGGGCUUGCCGCCUGGGACAUUAGCGGGGCUUAUCGUUGGGGCAGGGAUGGGAGCGUUAAUUGUGCUGAUUGGAGUGGGCAUUUUCGUGAUUUUCUAUAGGAGGAGAAAGAAGAAGCUUGCUGGAGCUCAUCCUCAAGGAGUUGAUCCUCAACAUUGGCAGCAGAGUGUUCCUCAAAUUGCUGUUCUGCCGAAACCUACUACGCCGCCAGGAAUCACACCACAUGUUUAUAAUUAUGUUGACCCUCCUUCAACAAGUACUAGUUUGGGCUCAGAAAAGCCAUCUAAUCCAUCACCUUCCUCAGGAUUGGCCAUGGGACGGUCAUUGGGCACAUUUACUUAUGAAGAUUUAGCAUUGGCAACGGAUAAUUUCUCCGAUUCUAAUCUCAUUGGUCAAGGAGGUUUUGGUUAUGUCCACAAGGGAGUGCUAAAAGAUGGGAAAGUAGUUGCAAUUAAGCAGUUAAAAGCUGGAAGUGGACAGGGUGAGCGCGAGUUUCAAGCAGAGGUUGACAUCAUUAGCUGUGUUCAUCAUAGACAUCUUGUUUCACUAGUUGGAUACUGCAUUAUUGGCGAAAAGAGGUUGCUUGUUUAUGAAUUUGUCCCAAACAACACGUUAGAAUUUCAUUUACACGGAAAAGAGAGGCCAGUUAUGAACUGGUCAACCAGAAUGAAAAUUGCUUUUGGUGCAGCCAAAGGAUUGGCAUAUUUGCAUGAGGACUGUAAACCCAAGAUCAUACAUCGCGAUAUCAAGGCAGCUAAUAUUCUUCUUGAUGAAAGCUUUGAGGCAAGGGUUGCAGAUUUUGGUCUUGCAAAGUCUUCUUUAGAUACUGAUACACAUGUAUCCACUCGUGUGAUGGGAACUUUUGGUUAUAUGGCUCCAGAGUACGCCUCUAGCGGGAAGCUCACUGAGAAGUCGGAUGUUUUCUCCUUUGGGGUUGUGCUUCUGGAGUUGAUUACUGGACGCCGCCCCGUUGAUAAGACUCAGCCAUUCUUUGAUGAUAGCAUAGUUGAUUGGGCAAGGCCUUUGCUCUCACAGGCUUUGGAACAUGGGAAUUUUGAUGCAUUUGUGGAUUCAAGGUUACAGAAGGACUAUGAUUCCGAUGAAAUGACCCGAAUGGUGGCUUGUGCUGCAGCCUGCGUGCGUCAUUCAGCAAGGAAUCGCCCACGGAUGAGCCAGGUACUUCGAGUCCUGGAAGGAAAUAUGCCUCUGGAUAAUUUGAACGAAGGAAUCACUCCUGGGCACAGCAGGGUGUUCGGUUCCUUUGAAAGUUCUGAUUACAGCUCAGCCCAAUACAAGGAAGAUAUGAAGAAGUUCAGGAAGAUAGCACUGGAAAGCCAAGAGCUUCCCAGCAGUGAAUACAGUGUAGUCACCAGUGAUUAUGGUGUUAACCCAUCUAGCUCCAGCACUGAAGGGCAACAAAGCACCCAAAUUGAAACAUCAAAAGGGGAGAAAGAAACCAAAGAUGUAAGUGGAAGCUCGUAACAAAAUCUACCACGAAAUUUGCUCGGACAACAGUAAAAAUUCUUUUUCCACCCAGUUUUAUAUUCACCAUUGUAUUGCCUCAUUUGCAACUAGAGGGCAUCACUUCUAAAGCAAAUCUGAGAUUUCUGCUAUCCGAAAUAUGGCAGCAAACAAUGGAAUUGGGUGGAUUUUUGUCAAUUCCAUCGAUUUCAAAGUAUUAUUUGAUUGGUUAGAGUUGUAAAAACCUCUAUUGCAUGUAUAUUUAAUGUAGCUCACGGCUAGUAAGUUGAGUGCUGUAUCAAACUCUAUAGAGGAUGUUCAAUGAAAUUACUCCUGUGCUUCACUA